AUGGACAUUAUGGUGGCACCUUAUUCACGGCAUGUACACAAGAUGCAAAUAACAGCAUUUAUGUACUUGCUUUUGGGAUUGGGGAUAACGAGAAUGACAGCUCCUGGACAUGUUGUUCAUGCCUACACACUAUUGGAAUAUGAAUAUUACAUGCAACAACUCGACUCGAUUAAUGAGAAGAUAAGGGGUUAUCUGGACGAAGUUGGACUUGAGAGAUGGUCACGUUUCCACAUGCCUUCAAACCGGUAUUCCACAAUGACAUCGAAUAUUGUGGAGUCGGUUAAUGCGAUCACAAAGUCUGCCAAGAACUACCCUAUUCUAGCUUUGUUGGAGUCAUUGAGACAAAUUCUACAAUCUUGGUUCUGUAGACAUAAGGAGGACGCGCAAGGAACUUUUACAAUCUUGUUAAUCAAGUAUGAGAAGAAGAUGAGGGAAAUGAGUACAGAUAUGAGAAACUUGAGGGUUUUCCCUAUUAAUCAGGCAAUGUUCUCAAUUAACGGUGAAAGUUCCUCUUUCGUUGUUGAUAUAGAAAACCGGACAUGCACAUGUAGGAUGCUUCAAGUUGAUCAACUACCUUGUCCACAUGCUUUGGCUGUGUUUGCGAGUAUGAAGAUAGAUCCAUAUGAAUACUGCUUCUACUACUACACAAGUGAAGCAUUCAGAAAUACAUACCAAGAAACCAUUUUUCCGGUAGGAAAUCCAGCUGAAUGGACAGUGCCAAAUGAUGUCCAUGACAUAGUUGUAAUUGCACCUAAUCAAAAGCAAAGUUGUGGAAGGCCUACUGAGAAGAGAUUCAGACCAGCGUACGAGGAAAACAUAACCGUCAAAUGCGGUCGGUGUGGUGAAAGUGGUCACAAUCGUAGAACAUGCAGCAGCUUAGUUCCGUUGAGUCAAAGCAACAAGAAUAAAGAGAGGAAGAGGAUGAAGACUGGAAAUACACAUUGA
Olea europaea var. sylvestris is the source of this 945-nucleotide messenger RNA. RefSeq lists its product as uncharacterized. The coding region runs from base 1 to 945 and encodes 314 amino acids. Gene Ontology annotation, molecular function: nucleic acid binding; zinc ion binding. The transcript has 4 exons. NCBI's taxonomy places the organism in Eukaryota, Viridiplantae, Streptophyta, Magnoliopsida, Lamiales, Oleaceae. The record is from RefSeq and is a predicted model, not a curated record.